CGCCGUCCUGUGGAGGGCACCGGGCGGUCCUUGGUGGCAAAGAAAUACCUGUUCUAUACAGGGAUACGGCCCGUUCUGCUCUGCAUAAGGCUAGAUUAUGGAGGGGGGCUUCCCUCAGUGGGAAACCACGCAAGUCCUGCAUUGUUUCCUCAUUCAGCUUUCCCCGUGAACGUGUUUAACCAUGUUUUUACCCAGGACACUGGAAUAAGGAAGGUUUAAAGGGCUUUAUUUAGCUCUAGGGGAGCUGAAACUCAGUACCCGCUGCACAGCUAACAGGGUGCUACACUCUCUUUUGCCACAUGUGUGGUGCAUUUUGUCUUCAUCUACUGUUUUCAUUGUCAGGGACAAAAAAAUGAUAGGUCUUCUGUAGAAAGCUGCCCUUUCCAGUACCCAGAAAACAGGGUCAACUGCUGUCCGAUAGCUGCACUGAGCUCUGUGUGUUUCCCCCUGUGUGACAGCAGAAGGUGAGACAUAGGUUACCAACCCUAGUCUCACUUUGUUCCCUUGCACAGUUUGAAAACGUGUUGGUUUUUUUUUCCAGAAGUAGGAUGCAAAUAGUCAAACGAAAGACUAAUUCACUUUUCUGCUUUGUCUCCCUCCAGACAUAAUUUCAUUAGAAUUAAACUACCUUACCCCAAUGAAUGAAAACACAAGCCACAGAUGAUAUUCCACAUUGAAUUUGUCCACAACCCAUUUUAUUAAAAUUCCUCUCUUUGUUGUUCAAGGUCCUCAAGAAGGAAUGCGUGUACUCUGUGAGCCUCACUUUAAAUACUCAAAGGAUUAAUUGAAGAACAUGAUGGAAGGAAGGGGAAAGUUUUUAGCUGAAGAGCAUGAUUUCCCUGUUAUGUGCUUCCCAGAGCUUGUGCCGUUUCGCUGGCAUCCAUUAAUGCUACACAGCGAGAACAUCCUGAGUCCUUGUUGCUGAGGUAAAAGAAGCCUCUAUCCUCCCCAUGCUAAUUGUUGACAUGGAAAACAAGGAAAAUGGCUCUCUGGAUGUCAAAAAUUCAGUAGAGAAUGGGAGACCUCCAGAUCCUGCUGACUGGGCUGUUACCGAUGUUGUGAAUUAUUUCAGAACAGCUGGAUUUGAAGAACAAGCCAGUGCUUUUCAAGAACAGGAAAUUGAUGGCAAAUCAUUACUGUUGAUGACAAGAAAUGAUGUACUGACUGGACUUUCAUUAAAACUGGGGCCUGCGCUGAAAAUCUAUGAAUAUCACGUAAAACCUCUACAGACACAACAUCUAAAGAACAACUCUUUGUAGCGAAUUGUCUCAUUGGGGUCAUGUACCUCAAAGGAAAAAUAAGCAAUUUGGUUUCAUGUGAUGGAACUUUGUAAAGAGGGAAUAUAUCUAUUAAGAGUUUAAACCAAAUUACAAUAUAUAUCCUAUUGGAUAGAGAUGGCAAUAUACGAGUCUGAACUGAGAGAGGUUGUGUGUAUUUUUUACAUAGUACAUAAUGAUUUUCUCUUUUAGGAAGUGUCAGUGAGUAUGUUGAGAUAGCUACAUCACUGUAUCCAGAACAAAAGGAGGUAUGUCAUUCUCAUUUUUGAGCCAGACAAGUUCUUGAUUUCAUUAAUUGAAAUACAACCAACAACAACAACAAAACACCAAAAAACACCAACCAACCAAACAAAAAACCAAAAAAAACACAACCACAAAACCAAUCCCAAAUAAAGUUUUCAUGCAUCUUUAGAAGAGAGAAACUAGUUAAAGUAGGUUUUGGUUUACACUGAAGACGUAUUAAAAUUAUUACUACUUUUAAUUUUAGGAUGGGACUGACACUUACCAAGUCACCCUUUUUUGCAGAGGGUCCUAUUUUGACCUUAUUAAGGUUUUCUGUGGUAUGCUGCAAUGUUUAAAGCUGUACAUACAACUAACAUAACUCCUUCGAUAGCGGAAGGUGUUGGUGACAGGUGAAACUGGGUUGUGUAUUUUUUGCUGUUCUUUAAAUUUUCAACUUAUUUUCACCUGUUUUUAAUAGUAGUCCAAUGUAAAAUAUACUUGGGUUUUAAAGGUUUGUGUUCCUUUGCAAACAACAACAAAAAAGCUUAAUUUUAUUCCUUUUUUAAUUUAUGAUUGUUUUCUAACAUUAUGCAGAAAUUUGUAAAAAGUAAAAUUCUGCACAUUUUUAAUACUGUCUGUCUUUGGUGUUGUAAUGAUUGGGGUUUUUUUAAUGCUUUACUUAGCAGUUUGAAUACUUGUUUUAAGAACUGAAAGAAGCUGUCUCAUCACCAUAUAUCUCUGUUAAAAGAGAGUCUUGUUCAGUCUGUUUGUACCAGUUCCCUAUUUGAUAGGUUGCUUGCUAUUUCCCAAUAAAACAUUGCUUAUGUUUGGAUUC
Myiozetetes cayanensis is the source of this 2334-nucleotide messenger RNA. RefSeq names its product sterile alpha motif domain containing 13 (gene SAMD13). The record is from RefSeq and is a predicted model, not a curated record. Lineage: Eukaryota; Metazoa; Chordata; Aves; Passeriformes; Tyrannidae. Gene Ontology annotation, molecular function: protein binding. Bases 951 to 1259 code for a protein of 102 amino acids. The transcript has 5 exons.